This is a messenger RNA of Caenorhabditis briggsae, 657 nucleotides long. NCBI's taxonomy places the organism in Eukaryota, Metazoa, Nematoda, Chromadorea, Rhabditida, Rhabditidae. The record is from RefSeq and is a predicted model, not a curated record. The coding region runs from base 1 to 657 and encodes 218 amino acids. The transcript has 3 exons.
AUGAAAAGAGACGCCAAAGACCACGCUAGAAACCGUCUCAUGGAUUUCUACAUCCGCAAAGCGCCGACCUAUUCUACCAUCGUUAAAAUCGAGCAUUUCGAGAACGAUGCUCCAGCAGAGGCGAAAGAUUUUGAGCCUGUUGUGGUGUACUCAUUGAACAAGAAGAAAAGAUGGGAGAUUGAUCAGGAUUCUCUCAAUCUGCUUUCUGGAGAUGAAGACGUAAAGUCAGUGGUGAUCGAAAGGGAAAUUCCAGAUCUUUACUAUGCAUGGUGGAGCCUCAAUAAUGUCCAUUCCCACGACUGCGUCAACCAUUCCAAACCAGUCAGUUCCAAACAAAUCGAUGAGGUAAAGAACGAAGAGAAAGUGAUCGGAUACCACAUUGUUCGAGUGCCAAAGAACCACAAAAAGGUGUUCGAUAACAAGUGCUUCAGAUACAUUGGGCUCAGAUACCCAGAGUUUCUUGGCUACUCGCAUCGCGAUCUCCUGACUCCAUUGGAAUACGAAUUGAAAGAAAAUGAAGGUCCAGAAGACGUUGAUGAAGAUUCUGAAGUCGUGAAGGACGUCGGGGAAAAUUCUAAACCAACGAACGUCUACAACUUGGCUGAUCAUUUUGUUGCCAAGAAACAAAGAAAACCAAAAGGAUGGAUUUCUGUGUGA